This is a messenger RNA of Exophiala xenobiotica, 912 nucleotides long. RefSeq lists its product as uncharacterized. Lineage: Eukaryota; Fungi; Ascomycota; Eurotiomycetes; Chaetothyriales; Herpotrichiellaceae. The record is from RefSeq and is a predicted model, not a curated record. The transcript is spliced from 3 exons. The coding region runs from base 1 to 912 and encodes 303 amino acids.
AUGGAGACAACAUGGAGCGUGAAGAUGGUCUUGUUCUUUUCGUUACUGAUACUGCUCGCUGGCUGCGUGCAUGGCCAAAAUUUCACCAUAAUCAACGGCCAGAUUUUCACGCCUGGCCUGGCUAUCGUGGACUCUCCUCAGCCCGGGACGCCGGAAGGUGGUGAUUCGUUGCAAGUUGCCAUCGACAUUGCAGGAUCCGGCCGCCUGACAUUCCCGUAUCCUCGGGACUUUGACACCGGGAUCCUUAACAUCACGAUCUUCCUGUUCAGUUACGUCACGGGCUUGAACCUGACGAUAUCGAACGGCACGAGCGCGGGAUGGGUCAAUGCGAGUACAGCGGAGCCGGAGGAGUUCGAUUGCGGUAGGACGACGAAGCAAGGUUGGCAGAAUGCUGGGUGCGAGGAGAUCAUGGACCAGGAGCCCGGGAGCACGGUCAAGCACGUCAAUUGGGCGUGGCCGGACUGUUUGGUUGGGAAUGGCGAGGGUGAAGGCUUUCGAGGCGUGUACAAUAUCUCCAUCCAUGAGUCCUUCCGCGCGAACGAUACGGGUUUCUAUACGAUCUUCAACCUGCCGAUCGAUGUGAAGAAUAGUAUUCCGUCGAAGAGCAAGUUGAGUGGGAGUGGUGCAAGACCAUUGUGUGCGGUGCGAGGGAAUCCGAUCCAGAGCCAGAGAUUGCAGGACGAAAGCAUCAGUCCGCCGGCGAAUCAGCCUUUCUUGGGAGGCACCGUGAGCAGUGGAGGAAGUGGAAGCGGGAGCGGCAGCCAGAGUGGAACUGGGAAUGGGAGUGGUGGUCAGAGUGGUGAUACUAACACCGAUGGGAAGGACAAUGGAGCAGGAGAGAGAACGGUAGAUGGACGGUGGUUGAUAGCGGCUGUGGGAAUGGUCGGUUUUGUGGUAUUAAGGGUGAUAUGA